This is a messenger RNA of Closterium sp. Yama58-4, 1893 nucleotides long. The record is from the annotation of a GenBank genome assembly. Lineage: Eukaryota; Viridiplantae; Streptophyta; Zygnematophyceae; Desmidiales; Closteriaceae.
AUGGUUGGUUUGUUGGAGUUUAGCAGCGAAGAGAAAGAGCCCGCGGAGGACAAUUUGCGCGAUUCGCGCGCAGAGGAACCGCGGAAAGAACAGCAGGCGGCGUCGCCAGUGAUUACGUGGCAGCUCGUGGUCGGCCUGGUUCUGCGGCACAAGCUGCGGCUGGUCGGGCUGGCCGUGGGUCUCAUCGCGGGGACGACGUGCAACGUCGUGCUGCCGCGCAUCAACGGUAACUUCGUGCAGGCGCUCGUGUCGCCCGUGCCCGUGCCGCUGGCGCAGCUGCUGCUGCCGAUCGCGUCGAUCUACGUGUUGGAGCCGGCGGCGACGCUGCUGUUCGUGUCGUCGCUCUCCGCCGUGUGGGAGGCCGUCAUGGCCGCCGUCAGGGUCCGCGUCUUCCGCCGCCUUCUGCUGCAGAAGGUGGCGUUUUACGACGCGCACAAGGUGGCGGGGCUGAGCGGCGUGCUGUCGUCGGAGCUGUCGUUCAUGGACAAGGCCGUCACCGACAACGUCACGCGCGACCGCGGCCUCCGCUCCAUCUGCGAGGUGGUGUCGACGCUGGUGAUUCUGUUCUUCAUAGCGCCGGAUCUAGCGCCGGUGUUUUCGCUGCUGGCGGUGGGAAUAUCGCUGAUGGCGGGCAUCUACAAGCGCGGCACCAUGCCCGUGCGGUCGUUUGGAGGCGAGGCGCGGCAGCUGGCGCGGUUUGCAGGCUACGUGGCGGAGGCGCAGGAGACGGGCACUCGGCUGAGCGUGCUCAAGUCGACCAAUGAGGCGCUGACACGUGGCUGCGUGUACAUCUCCCUCAUGUGUGUCUACAUCUUGGGCGGCCACAAAGUCCAAAUGGGCGUGAUGCCAGCGGGCACGGUGCUGGCCUUCGUGGGCUACACCUUCCUCCUCACCUUCGCAAUCCAGGGGCUGGUGAACACCAUGGCGGACAUACAGAACGCCCUCUCGGCAGUGGCGCGCAUCAACGCCCUCCUCUCCUCCUCGCCCCCAGAACCCAACCUCUCCAUCCCCGAACCGCUCCCGGACCUCACCGUGCUGAUCUCUCCCUCCCUCCACCCCUUGCCCCGAGCCGGCUGCCGUGGGGGCGGCAGGAAGGGCAGCGGGAGAAGUGGAGGAAAAGGAGGGGCUGCGUGUGAGCUGGCGUGGACGGGCGACAUUGAGUUCAGUGAUGUGCACUUUGCCUAUCCGCAGCGGGCGGCAGUGGAGGUGAUAAAGGGCAUCAAUCUCGUGCUGCCACGUGGCAGCGUCACAGCGCUCGUGGGCGGCAGCGGUGCGGGCAAGUCCACCGUCGUGCAACUGCUCUCCCGGUUCUAUGAGCCGGUAGCGGGCACGAUAUCACUGGCGGGCGAGGACAUAGCAUCGUUCGACCGCACGCAGUGGACGCGCGCCGUCUCCCUCGUCAGCCAGGAGCCCGUGCUCUUCGCCAUGUCCGUGCGCGAUAACAUUGCCUACGGCCUCCCUGAUGCUGACGUGCCAGAGGCCAACGUCAUCAGGGCUGCGAAGGCUGCCAACGCGCACGAGUUCAUCAUGAAGCUGCCCCAGGGCUACGACACGAUGGUGGGGGAGAGGGGUGGGCUACUCAGUGGCGGGCAGAGACAGCGGCUGGCAAUAGCGCGGGCGAUACUGAAGGACGCGCCGAUUCUGAUUCUGGACGAGGCCACGAGUGCACUUGACAGCGUGUCAGAGCGACUCGUGCAGCAGGCACUGGAAGGGCUCAUGCAGGGCCGCACAACGCUGGUGAUAGCGCAUCGGCUGAGCACAGUGCAGGCGGCACAUCAGAUCGUGGUGAUGGCGGCCGGUAGGCUCGUGGAGAGGGGUACUCACGCCCAGCUCGCGGCACAGGGAGGUGCAUAUGCUACGCUUGUUAAUGCGCAGCACUUGACGUUCGAAUAA